CCGGAAAUGACGUCAUAUGCAAAUGAGGGGAGGAGUCAACGAGAGGGCGCGCGUCGUGAGCUCCGCGUCUCCUUUCCACUCGCGCCGCCAUGGUGUUACUCUACGUGCUUUUCGAGCAUGCGGCUGGGUACGCCCUCUUCUCCGUCAAGGAGGCAGAGGAAAUCGGGAUGUUGCUGCCACAGGUGGAGGCGAGCAUUUUGGACAGAUCAAAGUUCAACACCAUGGUCAAGUUGACUGCAUUUUAUCCCUUCAAGUCGGCUCAGGCUGCCCUUGAAAACAUCAAUGCCAUUUCUGAAGGGAUAUUGCAUGAGGACCUGAGGCUGCUCUUGGAGACUAACAUGCCAGCACCAAGCAAAAAAAAUAAAGUGAUCCUGGGAGUGGCCGAUGCCAAGAUUGGGGCAGCCAUCCAGGAAGAGCUGGGAAUUCAAGGGCAAACUGGGGGUGUGAUCAACGAGAUCGUCCGUGGAAUUCGCCUGCAUUUCCACGCCCUUGUCAAGGGACUGACAGUCCAGUCAGCUGCCAAGGCGCAGCUGGGUCUUGGGCACAGUUAUUCCCGUGCAAAGGUCAAGUUCAACGUCAACCGUGCCGACAACAUGAUCAUCCAGUCAAUCAGCCUGCUUGACCAACUCGACAAAGAUAUCAAUACCUUUUCCAUGCGUGUGCGCGAGUGGUACGGUUACCACUUUCCGGAGCUGAUUAGGAUUGUGCCCGACAACUACACAUACUGCCGCCUCACCAAGCUCAUCGCCAACCGCAAGGACCUGUCGGAGGAAAAUCUGGAGGCGUUGGAGGAGUUAACCAUGGACAGCGCAAAAGCUCAAGCCAUUCUUGAUGCCUCCCGCUCCUCUAUGGGGAUGGACAUUUCUCCCAUUGAUUUGAUCAACAUCGAGAGCUUCUGUACACGUGUCAUCUCCCUCGCCGAGUACCGCAAAGGCCUGCAGGAGUAUCUCCGUUCCAAGAUGAACAUGGUGGCCCCUAAUCUUGGUACUCUCAUUGGUGAAGUGGUUGGUGCACGGUUGAUUUCACAAGCAGGCAGCUUGACAAACCUGGCAAAGUACCCUGCAAGCACAGUACAGAUCCUGGGUGCUGAGAAGGCACUGUUCAGAGCUCUGAAGACUCGUGGGAACACACCAAAGUAUGGACUCAUCUUUCACUCCACCUUCAUUGGACGGGCAGCAGCCAAGAACAAGGGACGCAUCUCGCGCUAUCUCGCCAACAAGUGCUCCAUCGCUUCCCGCCUUGACUGCUUCUCUGAGAUCCCAACGACAGUGUUUGGUGAGAAGUUGAGGGAUCAGGUGGAGGAGCGAUUGUCAUUUUAUGAGACGGGCACUGCUCCAAGGAAAAACAUUGACGUCAUGAAGGAAGCUGCUGCAGAGGCAUUGGUGAUAACCGAUAAGGUUAAGCGGAAGAUGGCGAAAAAGGAAAAGAAGAAGAAAAAGAAAGACAAGCAGGAUGCGGCUGAUGCUGCAGAGAAGGCUGAGGAGUCUGUAAACGGGGACACUCCAAAGAGAAAGGAACCCAAAGUGACUCCCAUAGAGGACAAGGAAACUAAGAAAAAGCACAAGGCAGCAAAGGAAGAGACUGACAGCUCUCAAGAUAAUGGCUCUGAAGAGCCGGUGACACCCGUUUCUGACAAAAAGAAAAAGCGAAAACAGGACAAUUUCACUGAGCCUGAAGAAGCUGUGAGUGAAAAGAAGAAAAAGAGGAAGAGCACUGCCAAGUGAUUUCAUGGACUCCCCAGUGCCCAUCACACUGUUGAUUUAUAUGCCUGGCAUUGUUGGAUUCUUUUCCACAAGUCCGUGCCAGGCCAAUAACUCCAAAAAUAAAAAGUUUAGCAUUUUUUUUUACUGACAGUAAUGUGCUAAUUUUCUGGUCUGCUGAAUUAAAAUGUAUACUGUAAAUAAUGUACCAAUCCUUGAUAGACCAUUGCUAUUCUACACAAUGUAGUCUGCUUCUUUGCUGUGGGUCACCAUGUAAAGGGUUGCAUGUUCCCAAAGGGGGGGGGGGAUACAUUAAGCAUCUUUAAAAUGGCUUUGUCCUGCUCCCUUAACCUGUAAUGCAGUCAAGUGGUCAUGUGUAGCUUCAGAUGCCUUUUUUGAAGUUGAAUAAAAACGCAUUGCAUAGCUUGUAAAAUCUUGUUUUAUUUUCACAGGUGUUUGCCAAACAUUUUCAUAAAUAAAAUAUAUUGUUUCAAGCACGUAAUUUAAAA
Molecule: messenger RNA, 2209 nt
Organism: Lethenteron reissneri (Far Eastern brook lamprey)
Lineage: Eukaryota; Metazoa; Chordata; Hyperoartia; Petromyzontiformes; Petromyzontidae
Gene: NOP56
Product: NOP56 ribonucleoprotein
Cellular component (GO): box C/D methylation guide snoRNP complex; small-subunit processome
Molecular function (GO): snoRNA binding
Source: RefSeq, a predicted model, not a curated record